Molecule: messenger RNA, 2447 nt
Organism: Hevea brasiliensis (rubber tree)
Lineage: Eukaryota; Viridiplantae; Streptophyta; Magnoliopsida; Malpighiales; Euphorbiaceae
Product: cytokinin dehydrogenase 5
Exons: 5
Coding region: 589-2226 (545 amino acids)
Biological process (GO): cytokinin metabolic process
Molecular function (GO): FAD binding; cytokinin dehydrogenase activity
Source: RefSeq, a predicted model, not a curated record
AGACACGAAACAACUCCAACGCAUUUGUCAGCCACACACAGACACUCUCUCUGUUUAAUUUCUUAGAUUGAUAGAGAGAAAUCAUUUUCUUUACAGAUCAGGAAAGAAAGAAAUAAAGGAAAAAAAGGAAACUUUAUUUCUUGAUUUUUUUGAAUUUCUUUAUACAUAUAUAUAAUUCAUCUGCAGCUUAAUUCCCCAAUUCCCAUAUAUGCAUAUGUGUCUGCCUGCAGAGGCAUGUGUGUACGUUAUAUGUGAAACUGCAACGUGAAAAAAGGCCAAGAGAAAGAGUUUAAGGAGCACCGAAUCUGCGUGCAUGCUUCCUAUGGCGUCCCAAAUCUUUAAAGCGCAAUCCGGCUUACGUUAGCUCGCUUCUACAAGAGAUUUUGUUCUCUUCCUCCUCCUCCUCCUCCUCCUCCUCUUCUCUUCUUAUUCUUCUUCUUGUUCUAUACUCAGAACAUCUACAAGUACCCAUCUCCACCGCCACCCUCUUCUCUCCGCCGGUGUGCGCAUUUUUUCUUAUCCUUCACUAACUUCUCUUCUAAAAAAUCUAAAUAAGUAGAAGAAGAAAAACAAAAAGAAAAAUUAAAAAUGGCUAUCAAUAAGUUUCUUUUGACAUUUGCCAUCUGUCGGUUGAUUGCAACAGUAGGGUUGACCGUGGACCCCGCCGAGCUUCUCCGGCUUGGAGUCGACGGUCAACUAAGUGUUGACCCUUCAGACGUGGAAAUAGCUUCGCUUGAUUUCGGCUUGCUCAGCCGAGCCAAACCAAUAGCCGUAUUGCGUCCGGCUUCUGCAGAGGACGUAGCCCUGCUUGUUCGCGCUGCUUAUAAUUCGGCUGGUGGGUUUACUGUGUCUGCCAGGGGUCAUGGGCAUUCCAUAAACGGUCAGGCACAGAUAAGUAACGGAGUAGUGAUUGAGAUGAGCAGCCGCUCCAGAGCAGGUCAUCAGCUCGGGUCGGCGAAUAAUAAUCCGGCUCCUCCCCAGGUUUCAGUGAAGGAGAUGCAUGUGCACGUGUGGGGAGGAGAGCUAUGGAUAGAUGUGCUAAGGAGUACGCUGGAGCAUGGACUCGCACCAAAAUCAUGGACCGAUUACUUGUACCUUUCAGUGGGUGGUACCUUAUCCAAUGCAGGGAUAAGUGGGCAAGCUUUUAACCACGGUCCUCAAAUUAGCAAUGUUCAUGAACUCGACGUUGUUACAGGGAAGGGUGAGAUCUUGACGUGUUCAGAAGAGGAAAAUUCAGAGUUGUUUCAUGCUGUUCUUGGUGGUUUGGGUCAGUUUGGAAUCAUCACAAGGGCUAGAAUUUCCCUUGAACCAGCUCCUCAGAGGGUGAGGUGGAUCAGGGUACUCUACUCUAGCUUUUCGUCUUUUACCACAGACCAAGAAUAUCUCAUUUCUCUGUAUGGAAAUCCACCCAGCCAAAAAUUCGAUUACGUUGAAGGUUUUGUUAUUGUAGAUGAAGGUCUUAUUAACAACUGGAGAUCCUCUUUCUUUUCCCCUCGAAACCCAGUUAAGAUUAGCUCAAUUGGUGCUAAUGGUACUGGUGUUCUUUACUGCUUGGAAAUCACCAAGAAUUAUCACCAAUCCUCUGUGGACACCAUUGAUCAGGAAGUAGAGUCCCUGUUGAAGAAGCUGAAUUUUAUUCCAUCAUCAGUGUUCACGACGGAUCUGCCUUACGUGGAUUUCCUGGACAGAGUCCACAAGGCCGAGUUGAAGCUGAGGUCUAAAGGGUUGUGGGACGUGCCACAUCCUUGGCUCAACCUCUUUGUCCCCAAAUCAAGGAUUGCUGAUUUCGAUAAGGGAGUCUUCAAGGGCAUUUUGGGCAAUAAAACAAGUGGACCCAUUCUUAUUUACCCCAUGAACAGAAACAAGUGGGACCAGAGGAGCUCCGUGGUGACACCCGUGGAGGACGUGUUUUAUUUGGUGGCGUUUCUAAGAUCAGCUCUGGAUGAUGGAGAGGAGACCCACACCUUGGAGUACCUGAGCAAUCAGAACCGUCAGAUCCUCAGAUUCUGUGAUGAUGCAGGCAUCAAGGUGAAGCAAUAUUUGCCUCACUACACCACUCAGCAAGAGUGGGUGGACCACUUUGGGGAUAAGUGGUCCCAGUUUUACCAGAACAAGAUGGAAUUUGAUCCCCGGCGCAUUUUAGCAACUGGCCAACGUAUAUUCAUGCCCUCCUUUGUUGCUGCUUCAUCAUCAUCUUCUUCUUUUAGUACCGUGGGCCCAUGGUGAUGAGCGAUGACACAUGCGGAUAUUUUUUUUACUUACAGUCCACCUUAUAAUAGAAUAUACUGAAUUAGGAAUAUUCUUGUACAUAAUGGCAAAAUGGGAAAUCGAAAUAGUUGAUAGCUUUUAAGCAGCAAUACAACCAGCAACUUAGGAUAAAUUACUUUCAUCUAGCAAUUAAAAUAUUUGUAUUUAAAAAAAAUAAAAAUGUCUAUAAUUUUAAUUUC